Messenger RNA from Cornus florida, 2423 nucleotides. Its product is annotated as zinc finger protein GAI-ASSOCIATED FACTOR 1-like. The transcript is spliced from 4 exons. Gene Ontology annotation, molecular function: DNA-binding transcription factor activity. The record is from RefSeq and is a predicted model, not a curated record. The coding region runs from base 571 to 2109 and encodes 512 amino acids. NCBI's taxonomy places the organism in Eukaryota, Viridiplantae, Streptophyta, Magnoliopsida, Cornales, Cornaceae. Gene Ontology annotation, cellular component: nucleus.
GAAAAGUGAAGACCACCUACACAGACAAGCCUUCCCAAUCUCUCUCUCUCUCUACAAACUCUCUCUUACUAGUCGCCGACUUACCAAGACCGUUCAGAUUCUGAUCUCCGGCGUUAAUAUCGGUUUGUUCGGAGAGUCGUUCCCCAAUGACAGCUGAGGAGCUAGAUUUCAGGGGUCUGAAAAUGUCCGAAACCUCACAAAUUCUCUCUCUCUAGUUCCAUUGCUUUAAAGUGAGCUUUUUUUCAUUCGAUUUUGACCGUUGUAAUCGUACUGUGUUCGCCGGAGACACUUCGCAGCUUGUUAUCGGCGACUCAUCGUUCUGGUUUCCCAUCAAUUUUCCGAGCUUUGAGCUGAUUUCGGAACACGGGUUUCGAUAAUUAGCCUCUUUGUGAAUCUGGGUUUCUUUUGGGUCAGAGAUUAAUCAUAAUCUAUUAGGUGUGAACAGUGAAAGCAAGAUUGACUGGCAGAUAGAGAGAGAGAGCUUCAUUCGAAACCCUAGAAAAGCAAUUCCAGAAGUUUCUUCACCUUAAAUGCCCUAGAUUUCAUCCCUUUGGUACCAACUUCAUCACGAUGUCAGCCGAAUUAGAUAACUCGUCGGCGAUGAACGGUUCCACCGCUUCCGGCGAAGCCAGCGUCUCUUCCUCCGGCAAUCAAGCCGAACCUCCGAAGCUUGCGAUGAAGAAGAAGCGAAACCUCCCCGGAAUGCCAGAUCCGAACGCAGAGGUGAUUGCUCUGUCUCCGAAGACUCUGAUGGCGACGAAUCGAUUCGUCUGCGAAAUUUGCAACAAAGGGUUUCAGCGAGACCAGAAUUUGCAGCUCCAUCGGAGGGGACACAACCUUCCAUGGAAGCUGAGGCAGAGGUCAAGCAAGGAGGUCCGGAAGCGAGUCUAUGUCUGCCCCGAACCGUCGUGUGUUCACCACGAUCCGUCGCGAGCAUUGGGCGAUCUCACGGGGAUAAAGAAGCAUUUCUGUAGAAAGCAUGGGGAGAAGAAGUGGAAGUGCGACAAGUGUUCGAAGAAAUACGCAGUCCAGUCCGAUUGGAAGGCUCAUUCGAAGAUUUGUGGAACCAGAGAGUACAAAUGCGAUUGCGGAACUAUGUUUUCAAGGAGGGAUAGUUUUAUCACACACAGAGCAUUUUGUGAUGCAUUAGCAGAGGAGAGUUCCAAAGCACUGACAGUAGUGGCAACACCAAAAGCAGAAGAAGUCCCAAAACUUCCACCAGCAGCUUCAUCACCACCACCACCGCCGCAGCCACUACCACUACCACCGCCACCAGCUGCAACAACAGGUCUUCCUCAGUCAACGGCUGUUAUAUCUUCAGUAAUGCCAAUUCAGAGUACAGAAUUGCCAGAGAAUCUUAAUUCUACAAAGAUGUUAGAAGAUAAGCCAUUAACACCUGGGUUAACUGGAAGCUGUAGCAAUAGUAGUAUGUCAAGCAGCAAUGGAAGUACAAGCAGUAGUGUAUUUGCAAGCUUAUUUGCUUCAUCGACAGCUUCAGCAAGUUUACAACCUGAAACACAUGGUUUUACCGACUUAAUCCACUCCAUGGCUCGUUCUGAACCUACACCCGACCUUGCACCGCCCUCGUCCAUGGAACCCAUUUCCCUCUGCCUUGCAACCAAUCACGGGUCAUCAAUUUUCGGAACUGCAGGGCAAGAACGUCGGCAAUAUGCACCGCCGCCUCAGCCGACAAUGUCUGCAACAGCAUUACUACAGAAGGCUGCUCAGAUGGGUGCUGCAGCAACAAAUGCAUCAUUGCUGAGAGGGUUUGGGAUUGUUUCUUCUUCUUCAUCUUCAGCAGGACAGCAAGAGUGGCACCGGCAGCAAAUUGAGCCGGGGAGUGCAUCACUGGCUGCAGGGCUUGGACUUGGACUUGCCUGCGACGGGGGUUCUGGUCUUAAGGAAUUGAUGUUGGGAACUCCAUCUGUUUUUGGUCCCAAGCAGACUACGCUUGAUCUUCUCGGGUUGGGCAUGGCUGUUGGCGGCGGCCCAACUAGCGGGUUAUCGGCACUAAUGACCUCCAUUGGAGGCGGCCUUGAUGUUUCAACCGCAGCUGCAUCAUUCAAUGGUGGAGAAUUACCUGUCAAAGACAUAGGUAGGAGCUCAUGACAUGAAUGAGGUAGUUGAAGUUGUUUUGGAGAGAAAAAAAAGCAAAGACUUUUUCCCUUUUGAUGUAGGUGUAUAUUGUGCAAGAGCAAGGGGGGUGUUGGUGGUUAAUUUAUGUCGCUGAUGAAACAUUGAUUAGAUAUAUGAUGAUAUCAAUGCCCCAAAAUGUUUUCUUAUGGAGGUAAGUCUUAGAUGUAACUAUAGGCAAUUGGAUCUUAUAUUCUGUUAUGCAGCCUUUUUUUAAUAGAAGUGCAAAAACAACUUUGUUUAUGUAAUGUAAAAGUAGCAUAUGGUCCCAAAUCCCCCUUUUAGUUUAA